Penicillium oxalicum is the source of this 909-nucleotide messenger RNA. RefSeq names its product C2H2 finger domain transcription factor mtfA. The transcript has 2 exons. Gene Ontology annotation, molecular function: RNA polymerase II cis-regulatory region sequence-specific DNA binding; DNA-binding transcription factor activity, RNA polymerase II-specific. Gene Ontology annotation, cellular component: PcG protein complex; transcription regulator complex. The record is from RefSeq and is a predicted model, not a curated record. Lineage: Eukaryota; Fungi; Ascomycota; Eurotiomycetes; Eurotiales; Aspergillaceae. Bases 1 to 909 code for a protein of 302 amino acids. Gene Ontology annotation, biological process: regulation of transcription by RNA polymerase II.
AUGGAUUUGGCCAGCCUGAUUCACGGUGCCGCUCCGGUGCCCAAGUCAUACAGUGAAACAUAUGGCAAGCGAUCACGACAAGCACCUCUUUCACCACCUGCCGAGGAACGUCCGAAAUGCGCCUUGCCCUCCAUCUCAUCAUUGCUCGAAGGAGCCAACGAAGCUCAGCACUCAGCCAAACGGCAACGCCUGAGCUCCCCGAUCUCAAAGCGUGAUGCUCGCUACGAUACCAUCUGUCUGCCUCCCACUCCACCUCUCCGGCCUGGUUCAGGCUCGGGCUCUCGCCAUGGUAGUGCGGUCCACUCGCCCGUGGAGAUGAGCUCUCCCAGACAUCCUUCACCACAUGCGCACCGCUCGUCGGUCUCCAGCAACGGCAGCUCGAUCGGCUCUCAAUCACACCAUGCUCUCCCUCAAAAUUACUCGCAUGGUCCCUACGCAUCUCCCGCUCCCAGCGUCUCUUCCACCUCUUCUCACUCCUCCUACACCUCGCCUGUAGAAGCCACCCACCCUUCCACCUCGCCACUUUACUACUCGCGUCCUCCACCUGUCAUCAACACGAAUACUCCCGCCUCCACACCACCCGCUCACCCCGUCAGCGCCCAGAAUGCUUCGGGCUUGAUCUCCCCCGUGACUCCUGCGUGGCCUCAUCAACAUCACCACUACUUCCCUCCCACCAGUGCUGCGCCUUAUCAGCAGAAUCAUGACCGAUAUAUCUGCCGCACCUGUCACAAGGCCUUCUCUCGGCCUUCCAGCCUGCGCAUCCACUCCCACUCCCACACCGGCGAGAAGCCAUUCCACUGCACACAUCCCGGCUGUGGCAAGGCAUUCUCCGUGCGCAGCAACAUGAAACGCCAUGAGCGAGGCUGCCACUCGGGACGCCCUGCAGCUCUGCAGGCCAUGGUCUCUUAA